AUCCAACCAACCACCCCACAAACAUCCAACCAACACCAAACAAACCACUCCAUCUCAUCCAGAUAACACACACUCACACACCCAUAUAUCAAUCAAUCAAUCAAUCAUGAUGUCUCUCUCCGAACCAGAGCUCAAGAACCUCAGCCUUGACUCCAAGCCAGCUGAACCCACUAAUCAUAUCAGUAGCUGCUCCUCUAUCGACCGAACCAGAUUCGUCGGUAACCUCAACAUCACCUCCGACGACCAAGAACCACUGCUCAAGGAAGACGGUCAUCGUUUCGUACUCUUCCCAAUCAAGUAUCACGAGAUCUGGGCAUCAUACAAACGCGCCGAGGCUUCCUUCUGGACUGCCGAGGAGAUCGACCUGUCCAAGGAUAUGCACGACUGGGACAAUAAACUGAACGCAGACGAGAAGCACUUCAUCAAACACGUCCUCGCCUUCUUCGCCGCCUCCGAUGGGAUCGUCAACGAGAACCUGAUCGAGAGGUUCAGUGGCGAGGUUCAAGUGGCCGAAGCACGUUGCUUCUACGGAUUCCAGAUCAUGAUGGAAAACAUUCAUUCUGAGGUCUACUCCUUAUUAAUCGAUACCUACGUCCGAGAGCCCACUGAGCGGGCUCACCUGUUUGAUGCUAUCGAUACCAUCCCUUGCAUCCGCAAGAAGGCAGACUGGGCUCUCACCUGGAUCUCUGACAAGAAAUCAACAUUCGGCGAACGACUGAUCGCGUUUGCCGCCGUCGAGGGGAUCUUUUUCUCAGGAUCAUUUGCAUCAAUCUUUUGGCUCAAGAAACGCGGUCUGAUGCCCGGAUUGACCUUCUCCAACGAACUGAUCUCCCGAGACGAAGGACUGCAUACGGAUUUCGCAUGUCUCCUUUUCACUCACCUCGAACGUCGCCCUCACCCAGAUACCGUCCAAGCUAUCAUUGCCCAGGCUGUCGAGAUCGAGAAAGAGUUCCUCUCUGACGCUCUUCCCUGCAAGCUCAUCGGCAUGAAUGCCGACUUGAUGUGCCAGUAUAUUGAAUUUGUUGCUGACCGACUUCUCGUUGCAUUGGGCAAUGAGAAAUUUUACAAUGCAACAAAUCCGUUUGACUUUAUGGAGAUGAUUUCCUUAUCAGGGAAGACGAACUUCUUUGAGAAACGGGUGUCGGAUUAUGCCAAGGCGGGAGUGAUGACUCGAUCGAGGGGCGAAGACGGAGCAGAGGCGAAGGAAGCCGGUGGGGGCGGCAUGUUUUCAUUAGACGAAGACUUUUAAAACCAAGCGACCGCCCAACCUCUGCCUCGACGCUUGAUGGGUGACCUCCUUGUUUAGCACCGGUGUACUGUUGACCUCGCUUGCUCCUCUAAACGUAAAUCCCCACUCACUCACACAUUCUCUCUCGUUCAUGUUCUUGGAGUAAACUAUACACCCACACAAUUCAUUCAUCCACUCCAUCUUUUCGUUAUAUUUGUGUCCAUGGUUACCUCCCCAUAAGUUCAUUGUCAGCCUACCCCUGCUUUUUCUUUCCUACGUCUAUCCAUCCAUCCACCUACAUACAUACAAACAAACAAACCAAUGUAAAUAUAAAUUGUUUAACAUUUUCUUAAGCCCUCUUUUUGUUUAGUUAUGUUCUUUUUUUGGUUUUGUCCUUGGGAAAUUUCAACGAAGUGUUUGUAUAACUUGAUUUGCAUGUGCACACAUAUAUCAUAUUGAGUGGUUGGUUUUUGUUGGUUUGUUGUUGUGGGUGCCUGAGUUAUGACAGCCAGGGUCAUGCCAUAACGGUAGAAAACA
Messenger RNA from Puccinia graminis f. sp. tritici CRL 75-36-700-3, 1765 nucleotides. RefSeq names its product ribonucleoside-diphosphate reductase small chain. Gene Ontology annotation, biological process: deoxyribonucleotide biosynthetic process. NCBI's taxonomy places the organism in Eukaryota, Fungi, Basidiomycota, Pucciniomycetes, Pucciniales, Pucciniaceae. The record is from RefSeq and is a predicted model, not a curated record. The transcript is spliced from 6 exons. The coding region runs from base 107 to 1249 and encodes 380 amino acids. Gene Ontology annotation, molecular function: oxidoreductase activity.